Molecule: messenger RNA, 212 nt
Organism: Ambispora leptoticha
Lineage: Eukaryota; Fungi; Glomeromycota; Glomeromycetes; Archaeosporales; Ambisporaceae
Source: the annotation of a GenBank genome assembly
AACACGCUAACUUGGAACAAAAGUUUAUCCCCAAAGCCCGAUCUUUUGUCGGACUUGACGAAACAAGCCCCAACGGUAGUCAAACCUCUCUUAGUCCCAGUUUUCAUGAGGCGAACAUCCGCCUCAUGCCGCAGGGACCAGGACUCCGAAUCGAGGGAGAAAAAGACGGCGGCCCCUUGGCGGUGAGAAACCUGUUCACCCGUAAAGGUUAG